Messenger RNA from Sinocyclocheilus rhinocerous, 956 nucleotides. RefSeq names its product vesicle-associated membrane protein 2-like. Gene Ontology annotation, biological process: vesicle-mediated transport. The transcript has 6 exons. The record is from RefSeq and is a predicted model, not a curated record. Gene Ontology annotation, cellular component: membrane. Bases 340 to 687 code for a protein of 115 amino acids. NCBI's taxonomy places the organism in Eukaryota, Metazoa, Chordata, Actinopteri, Cypriniformes, Cyprinidae.
AGGCAUACAUACACUUUCACGCAGAGACGGGAGGACUAUUUUUUUCCGCCCAGGUCGUUUUAAACCGUUCUAGAGAAGCGUUUAUCAUGCUAAUGUCUCUUUGGUUUACUGCUAUUUCAACAGCCUAACAAAAGUUGAAGCCUGUCAUUUUAAUUAAGUCGUCACUUGACUGCGUAUAUCUAUUUUUUUUUUUUCCAAUACAUGCUCUCAGGAGGAUAUAUAGUCGCAUCCAGUUUGAAAAACUGAAGGAAGCUCUUCAUUCGGAAGACUGGAUUUGUGUUUCGAGGCUUUAGUCGCCUGAGGCGCUUUCGUCUGUUUUAUUAAGCACCUGCCAGCAAAAUGUCUGCCCCAGAUGCCAAUGCAAGCCCUGGAGCUCCAGAGGGUGAAGGGGGCCCACCCGCCCCACCAAACCUCUCCAGCAACCGUCGUCUCCAGCAGACACAGGCCCAAGUGGAUGAGGUGGUUGAUAUCAUGCGUGUGAAUGUGGACAAGGUUCUGGAAAGAGAUCAGAAGCUAUCAGAACUGGAUGACCGGGCAGACGCGCUGCAGGCCGGAGCAUCGCAGUUUGAGAGCAGCGCUGCUAAACUGAAAAACAAGUACUGGUGGAAGAAUAUGAAGAUGAUGAUAAUGAUGGGAAUUAUUGGGGUCAUCUUGAUGGGCAUCGUUUUCAUGUACUUCUACUACUGAGCCUCUCGUGGGACGCACAAGGACAGGAGACUCUGGCUUUGUGUGAACUCAACCCCUCCUUCUCUCCCCACCAAUGCCUUUCAUUGAAUCCACAGUGUGUGUGUGCAGUCAUUGACGCAGUGCCUCUCCCUCCCUUUGUCUGUCACUGCAUUUCUUUGUACCUCUCUUGAGUGCUUUGCAACAGUGCCCGAGCUUACUCAAAAACUCCUUCGGUUAGGAAUAUCUACUCAUGUUUUUAGAUUAGAGAAUGUGUUGGCCCUUUUCAGGCC